Molecule: messenger RNA, 3369 nt
Organism: Epinephelus moara (kelp grouper)
Lineage: Eukaryota; Metazoa; Chordata; Actinopteri; Perciformes; Serranidae
Product: laminin subunit alpha-3-like
Exons: 25
Coding region: 1-3369 (1122 amino acids)
Biological process (GO): cell adhesion; regulation of embryonic development; regulation of cell migration
Molecular function (GO): signaling receptor binding
Source: RefSeq, a predicted model, not a curated record
AUGGAUGAGGUCCUGGCUCAGCAGAAGCAGCAGCUGCAGAGCGUCUCUGAUGGCGUUGGUUCCAUCUUCAGGCUGAACGACCUGCAGGCUAACAUUUCUGAAACCAAGAUUCGGGUUUGGAGGUACAGCACCGCCGUGAGACACCUGGAUCCAAAGGUUGAACAGCUGGAAGCAGAUGUGGAUGCUGUCGGAGAUGACUUGAGUCAGCUGACUGACCAGACACUUGAAGCUGUAUCAGAUCUGGAGGAAGUCUUGCAGAAUGCCAGUGAAACAAAGUUAAAGGCGGAGGAUCUUCUCUCUGAAGCUGAAACUCUCCUCACAGCAAUACAAGAUUUGAUAAAGCAGCAAACUGAGGUGAAACCUGGAGAGUCAGCUACUCAGUCUCAAAGUGACAGAGCCAGGAUGAUGGAGGAGGCUCAGCGCGUCGUGCAGGAGAUGAGAGAGCGAGGCUGCGCUGCUCAGAGAGGCCGGGCUGGCAGAGAGCAGGAGGACGCACACCACUUGCUGGACAUAAUCAGGAACAUGACAGAUCCUGUGGAAACCAACCAGGCUGUGUUAAAUCAGACUGCAGACUCACUGAUGGCCUCAGACUCUGCUCUGAGGGAAGUGGCUGUGCUGCUGUCAGACACGAAGGACAGAGUCAACAGGACACAGAGCCUCAACCUGAAGAGUGGUGCUACCCUACAGCAUCUGGAGCAUCUUCAGUCUCAGCUGGAGGGGGAACAAAGUGCGCUCCUUCCUGUGACUGGAAUGACUAGAGACCUGCUAAAGAACACCACCAACGUCUUUUUAAUGCUUGAGGAAAUUAAGAGCGAAUUUGAGAAUCACGCAGCUCAGUUAGACGGUGCCAAGCUGGAACUCUUAAAGAAGUUAAACAACAUCGUCCAGAUUAAGACAAAGGUGGAUAUCGUUAACAAAGCUGAGGAGCAUGCAGAGAAGCUCAACAGAGAGGCAGCAGAAUUUCAGCAGGUGCUUCAUAACUCUACCAACAGUACUGACCUGCUCAGUGUGCUGGGUGUAGGAGCCUAUAAUAACAUCAUAAAGGCCAUAGAAGAGGCAGAGAUGGCAGCAAAUCAGUCCAGAGAGGCUGUUGAUCAGGCCUCAAAGGAUGUGAAGGAGGGAGGCCUCGUCAACAGGGCAGAAGGACUCAAAGAUAAUUCAACUCAUUUACAGACAGAAGCCAACGAGACUCAGCGUAAACUUGAAACGCUGUCACAUACAGUGAACACCCUCAAAGACCGUGUGAAUACGCAAAAGGAAAAAGGAGAAUCUCUGAGAACGGACAUCUCAACCGUCACUGACAACCUCAACAAGAUCAAAAGAGAUGACACAGACGUCCUGAUAAAGUCUGCAAAAACAGCUGCCUCUGCCUCCAACUCCACCGUCAGUGAUAUAACAGAGAGAGUGAGGAACCUCAGCCAGGAUGUGGAGAGAAUAUCUUUGACUAAUGUCAGUGUGAAUAUAGAUGAUACGUUGGCUGAAGCAGAGCAAGCAUUGAAGAACUUGAGCGCAGCCCUCCCUGUGUUGGAAGACAAAAUCACACAAGUUGAGGCUCUCAGUGAGAAGGCGUCUCCCAGUGCCAACAUGACAGAAAGCAUCAGGAGAAUCAAGGACGUGAUAGAGGAGACAAGAAACUUUGUUGACAGGCUCUCAGUUGCCACCACCUUCAACGGAAAAGGUCACGUUGAGCUUCGUCCUCCGAGAAACCUUGACGACAUAAAAGCGUUUACAGCCGUUGAUCUGCUUCUCAAUCGCCAUCAAAACAAUCCCUCCAAGGCUAACUACAGACGGAAGAGACGGCAGAACAAACACAAAGAUGCCAACAUGUUUGUUUUCUACCUGGGUAACAAAGAUGCUUCCGGAGACUACAUUGGGAUGGCUAUCAGCAGCAACGUGUUGACUUGUGUCUACAAGUUGGGUGGAGUCGUCCAUGAGAUUGUUACCAGCCCAAUAACAACAACCACCAAUGUGAACUCCUCAGACUUUGACAGGGUUAUCUUCCACAGAGUUUACCAAGAUGCUGAAGUGAACGUCACAGGGAACUUCACAUCACAGAAUCCGAUCCACCGCUCACCUAAACGUAACCAUCCAAACACAAUGACUGGUGUCCUUGAACUGGAUCCAGACAGCGUUGUGUUCUACGUGGGCGGUUAUCCUAAAAACUUUAUGCCUCCAGUGCAGCUGCGUCACCCACAGUACAGAGGAGCAAUGAAGCUCUCCUACAUCAACGAUAAUCCUGUGAGUCUGUUUAACUACAAGCGUGCCGUCAAUAUGGAUGCAAAGCAGCCUCCCAUCAAGAUUCCCCACUCAGAGGUGUCGGAUUAUUACGAUGGAACAGGUUACCGCUUGGCGAUUAUAAGGGAGCCACACAAGAUUAAGAGAAGACUGUUCAGAUUUCACAUUAACAGCCGAGAGACAAACGCCGUGCUGUUCUUCAUUGGAAAUGAAGGGUCUUUUUUCUGUGUGUUUGUGGAGAGAGGCUUCCUGGUGCUUGAAGGACAGCAAGCAGGUCGAGAGCUCAGAGUUCAGAGUGCUGACAAAGUGUCUCUAUUCGACAAACCCUUUGCAAUCACCAUCGCAGACAGCUUCACUGUGCACUGUGGACCACAGCAGAUCUCCACAGAACACAAUCAAACAAACUACAUGAGUUUUUACAUCGGGGGUGUACCAGCACAGCUCAGACAGAGACACAACGUCACAGCUCCAGCACUGAGAGGAUGUGUGGAUCAUCUGACAGUAGACGCUGAGAUCACUGAGUACAUCAGGACGAUUGGUGUCAGCGACGGAUGUCCAGUUUCACUACUGGGUGUUCGUUCAGCUACGUUAUAUUCAGCUCUGUCUGUUGAUUCCUCGGCUCUUUGGGGUGAACAGACGGCCGGAGUCUCUCUGGGCUUCAGGAGCACAGACAGAGACGGUCCUCUUCUCAGAAGCAGCUCUCAGGGCUCCACCUCUGUCCACGACUUUAAGCUGUCUCUGGAUGACGGCUAUGUAGUAUUUAAUAGUGAUGAUUACACCUUAAGGUCGGAUGAAAGGUACAGUGAUGGAAGCUGGCACUACUUGUCUGCAGUAAGGAGGCCAACAGGGUUGGAGCUCAGGAUUGAUAAUGUAAAGGUGAUUCAGGGACAAUCACCUGGUUUGAGGCCGGAGGAUCAAAAUUCGCAAGGAGGGAAAUUCAAAAGCUGCAUCGCUAACCUUUACAUCAGGAGGCCCGAGCAGAUCUUCAUACCUGCCGAUCUGAGCUCAUUUCCACAAACAGGAGUUGCAGUACUUGGCCUCUGCAGUCUCCAUCAAGCACCGCACACCAAGCUUCUACAAGACCCUGUAUUAAGAGGGUCCCAGAAACACAAACCUGCCUCACUUCUCCCUUGA